This is a messenger RNA of Sphaeramia orbicularis (orbiculate cardinalfish), 3487 nucleotides long. It is a transcript of the gene fto, whose product is annotated as FTO alpha-ketoglutarate dependent dioxygenase. The record is from RefSeq and is a predicted model, not a curated record. Gene Ontology annotation, biological process: regulation of multicellular organism growth; DNA alkylation repair; RNA repair. Gene Ontology annotation, molecular function: ferrous iron binding; broad specificity oxidative DNA demethylase activity; mRNA N6-methyladenosine dioxygenase activity. NCBI's taxonomy places the organism in Eukaryota, Metazoa, Chordata, Actinopteri, Kurtiformes, Apogonidae.
UUGUGUUAUCGUUUAUUCGUAUACUACAACAACCACCGUCACCCCCAAUGAAAGCGAGGCAGUGUAAACACAACUCCAGGAACAUGAAAAGAUCGGGUGACAGUGAGGGGGAGAAGAGAAGAAAGAGGAGGAGGUUACUGCAGGAGUUGGGAGACCAGAAGAUCCCCUUUCUGGGACCUUCAGACAGGGGCUUUCAGCAACUGUGGGAUUCCAGUUACUCUGGCCUGGUGCUGAGGAGAUCCUGUUCUCUGCCUGUUGAGCUCCAUGGCCGUGUACAAGCAGCUCUUCUCACCCUGAGAAAGAAAGGUUGUCUCCUGAGGGAUUUGGUUCGGGUGCGUGACAGAGAUGUGUUCACUGCUGUAUCACGGGCUUUGCUGGGUGAGCCAGGCCACACCUAUCGCUACCUGGACACUCGGCUCUUUGCCAUCCCAUGGCACAGUGAGGACGGCGAAGUCAAAGGAAAAAACUGUUGUGAUGCUGACUUGAGGGGCGCUUGCAAGGCAUUGUGGGAGCUUAACACCUUCUUCUGCUCUGAUGUGUCUCAGCUGAAGGAAGGAGACAGACUUACACAAUGUGCAAAGGUGGGGGAUGUAGAAGCUAAACAGGGUGAGGAGGGGGACACAGAGUCUAAACACAGUGAAGAGUCCAAGAACAGUGAAGGUGGAGACUCAGAGUCCAGACAAAGUGAGGAGGGGGACACAGAGUCCAAGCACAGCGAGGAGUGGGACAUUGAGUCAAAACACAGUGAAGAGGGCUGCUCUGGGUCAAAACAAGAGGGGGAGUGGGAGACUGAGUCCAAACAUAGCAGUGAGGAAGGGGAGUCCUCCCAAGUCAAACCAGGUGAAACAGGUAUUGCAGGAAGGCCUGAACAUGAGGGAAAAUGCUCCGGCUGGGAGCCUAAGGCUGUUAGAGACACAGUCACUGGGCCUGGGGGACUACGGGCCCUGGAGAAACCUGUGGCCCAGCUCAAGCACAAGAUGUCAGGUUACCACAUUGAGGAUAAAGAGGAACAGUCAAGUGGACAGGGUUGCUCUCAGCCCAGUCCCCCGCAGGUUUGCACUGGCCCGGUCAAAUUCAAUGUCACCUUACUCAACUAUAUGGACCCAGCAGCUAUGAGUCAGCUCAAAGAAGAGCCUUACUAUGGCAUGGGAAAGAUGGCGGUAGGGUGGCACCAUGAUGAGAACCUGAUCUGCCAUUCUCCAGUAGCUGUUUACAGCUAUAGCUGUCGUGAUGAAAAAGGUGAGAGCAGUGAGGGAGGCAGCACUGAAAAGGCAUUCUGGAGGAUUGGGCUCAAGGUUGCCUGGGACAUCCACACACCUGGCCUGAUGCUGCCACUGGAGUCUGGAGACUGCUAUUACAUGAGAGAUGACCUGAACAGUACCCACCAGCAUUGUGUCCUUGCUGGAGAGACUGCACGCUUCAGCUCCAACAGAGUGGCUGAGUGUUCCAGUGGGACCCUGACCUACAUCCAGUCAAGGUGCCAAGAGGCCCUGUCCAACCUGCACACGGACCCUGAGACGGGCUCCCACAGCCUGCUGGCCCUUCUGCCGACGACUCUGCAGCACUGUGAGGAGAUUCACAAUGAGGUGGAGUUUGAGUGGCUGCGACAGUACUGGUUCCAGGGCCAGCGUUACGCCCGCUUCUGCAGCUGGUGGACCAGACCGAUGGAGCAGCUGGAAAAGGACUGGAGGCUCAUGGAGACCAUGACGAUGCUUUUCCUGGGCAAGGUGGAGGAGGAGGAGAACCAAGCAGGGGAAGGCAGGAGGGAGAUGGCAGAAAUCUUGCUCUCUGCCUUGUCAGACAGACACCAGCAAAGACAGACAUGGAGAGACAGGUGCCACUCAAGUCUGGCCCAGACAUUACCCCCUGAGGAGGCCCCCGUGGACCGGCCCUUUUGGGGAGUGGAUGACCAGAGCAUGCCACUCCCCUUUGACCUGGCGGAUAUCAUCAACAGAGUGGAGUCUCUUCUCUGGAGAAUGUGAAGGACAUAUGGAAGGAAGAUGAGGAAAAACCCACCAGCUCUUCUGAAUGGCCCCCACAUCACCUGAAGGAGAGACCACUAACAAAUCUGUUGUGAUCUCACCAAGAUUUUCUUUUGAUUGGGGCAUCUUCACCUCUCCUCCUCCCCAUAUACCCCCUCCUCCACCCUCCACGACCCUAACCGACCCCUGGUCCUCUUUGGCGUCUCAGCCAGCCCAGGCUUGGAACUGGCUGGACGGGAACCAGACCACCACAAUAGUACCACAGUAGUGCUUCAGUAACAUGCUAACAAGCUUAACAAGCUACUAUAGUGUCACAACGGUCUAACGAAACAUAAGUGGAACCUGCAUUUCAGUGUUAGCAUACAUUGUGUAACUAUUUAUUAUUUCAGUGUACUCUGUUACUUAAACUCAUGUAACCCAGACAUGCUUUUAUCAGUGGAUUGACUCAUUCUCAAUAGUCACAGUACAGUACAUACAUAUAUGCUUUCAACUUUUCACAUAGUGUUAUAAUACAGUAUAGAAUGGUAAGAAAACUCAUUUUGCUCACAUGGUAUUGCGUUCUUCACUUGUGUAUAGUGUAAUCCUAUUCAUUGUGUUCAGAAGUAGAAGAGCCUGAAGAGACCAAAGGAAGAUAUGAUAAGAAAGUUAUGAAUGUCACCCCUUGGAGAACAUGAAGAAUGUCCUGUUUUGUGUUUACGGUGUGAUGGUAUGCUUGUGCCAUUUUACUAUGUGACAGUGUGUAUGUCUUCGUGUGCGUAGAUUUCGCCAUGUGAGUAUACAUGUCGUCUGCUUGUGUGUUUGUGCAUGUGCACGUACACUCUCCCACAUGUCUAAAUGAAGGCGUGUGUGUAUGAAUGUGAUAGUGUGUCUGAGCCUUUAGGCAGCCUGCCAGUUGUUUGUUCUUGAAGAUGUGCAUAUGGGGAAAAAGAGACUAGCAGCAGGGCCCCUCUGCCUCUGCUCUGAUGAAAGGCAGCACUGAUAGAAUGACCCGGAACACAACCGCCGUUUCUCAUAAUUACAGCUGUUCAAUCGCUUUUAAUUACUCUUAAAGUGUGUAGAGCACCACAUUCCCCUGUAAUGCUGCAGGCCAUCCGAGAGAGUGAGAGAAAGAUCCGGCGCUUCUGACAAAAUCCACUUUCAAAAAAGCUAAAAAGGGUGGAAAAGGGGGCCGACGUCAAAGCAGUGUAGCAGCCCUCCUUGUUUGAUUUCUCUCUAUCUGGUUCAUGAUGAAGUAGAGACGCUGUUUACUAUUAAAAAUGCAGAAUGCACUCCUUUUUUUACUUCUUGAAGUUUUUUCCAAGAUGUUAAUGGUUGCCAAACGCUGUUCUUCUUGCUUCUUCUUUUGCUGCGCCUCUGUUGUUUGUUGUUGUCUGAGAGAUUUGUUUGUAGAUUGGCAGUAGCGUUGAAAUGUUUGAAUCACUCUGUGCUCCCUGCGCCACAGCUUGUCUGUCUGAAGCAAUAGGAAUGGCAGUAAAUAAAAAAUGUGUUUUAUCCAGCGACCUGCA